UUCCUCCUUAUAUAUAGAAAAUCAUAAUCAUUCGAUGAUAAGAGCUUCCUCACCUUGUCGUGAGAACACUACUGCUUUAUUGUCUGAUACUCUGAAGGCAUGUAUCACUCCUAAAGCUUCAUCAAUUGGUGUUAGUGUGCCUUUGCCUCGUCCUGAAGAUACUUCAUCAACUAUUAGUAACAGCAGCAUUGAUGAUAGUGAAAAUGGAAGAGGAACCUGGAGUAGGCAGCUUGACUUCUUUCUGUCAUGUGUAGGCUAUGCUGUUGGCUUGGGAAACAUAUGGCGCUUUCCUUAUUUAUGUUACCGAAGUGGUGGAGGAGCUUUCCUUAUACCAUAUUUACUUUUUCUGAUGAUUUGUGGUAUACCAUUAUGCUUCCUGGAAAUGAGCUUUGGUCAGUUUGCGAGCUUAGGCCCCAUAGCAAUUUGGAAAAUCUCUCCCUUAUUUAAAGGUUUAGGGUAUGGUAUGGUGUUAAUAUCUGGCAUUGUAUGCAUUUAUUAUAAUGUGAUAAUAGCUUGGACUCUGUAUUACAUAUAUCAGUCUUACCAUGUAUCAUGGGCUACAUGUGGAAACUGGUGGAACACUCCUAACUGUGUUGAUCAGUUCUCUGAAAACAUUUUUAAUGCUAGUAAUAGUUCUGUAACAAAUGACGUAACCGAGGAGUUUGUAAACUGGACAGACAGUGCCAGUAGAGAAACCAGUUCCAUUGCUGUAACAUCUAAUGGGAAUAAAACUACAUCAAGUGAAGAAUUCUGGCUGUACAAUGUACUGAAUCAGAGUUCCGGAAUUGACAGCAUGGGUGAAAUUCAGUGGCCCUUAGCAUUAACAUUAUUUAUUGCUUGGGUGCUUGUAUUUUUAUGCCUUCAGAAAGGAGUCAAGUCUUCUGGCAAAGUAGUCUAUGUGUCAGCAACAUUCCCUUACGUUGUUCUGGUAUGUCUGUUGAUUAGAGGUCUUACUUUACCUGGAGCAAUGAAAGGAAUUGCAUUUUAUCUUACACCACGUUGGGAAUUAUUAAUGAGUUUUCGGGUUUGGGGAGAUGCUGCCACUCAGAUAUUUUAUUCUGUUGGUGCUGCUUGGGGUGCUAUUCUUACAAUGUCCAGUUAUAACAGAUUUUCAAAUAAUGUUUAUAGAGAUGCUAUGCUGAUUCCCUUAAUCAACUGUGGAACUAGCAUUUUUGCAGGAUUCGUGGUGUUCUCAAUCAUUGGAUUCAUGGCUUAUGAAACGGGAAAAACUAUUGAAGAAGUUGUCUCUCAGGGUCCCGGCUUAGCAUUUGUUGUUUAUCCUGAGGCAGUUUCACGAUUGCCUUUCUCGCCCAUCUGGGCAUUUCUUUUUUUCUUUAUGCUUUUUGCCAUUGGGUUGGAUAGCCAGUUUGGCAUGUUUGAAACAGCUAUAAGUGCAUUCGUGGAUGAAUUUCCUAGUGUAUUGCAGAAAAGAAAAACACUUUUCACUGCUGUAUUGUGUUUCAUUAUGUUUCUCUUGGGGCUGCCUUGUGUAACUGAGGGUGGCAUGUAUGUUCUGCAGCUGAUGGAUUGGUACAGUGCUACAUUUUCUCUCAUGAUCAUUUCAUUACUGGAAACAGUAUCUAUUUGUUGGAUAUACGGUGUGGAUCGUUUUAUGCAGGAUAUAUGUUUGAUGAUAAAACGCGUUCCUCCAACCUGGUGGAAAUUAUGUUGGUGUUUCAUUACUCCAGGAACCAUAGUCUCUCUUUUAAUUUUUAUUGUCAUAAACCACGAAGCAGUUUCCUAUGGGAAUUACCAGUAUCCUCAGUGGUCAAUUGCUUUGGGUUGGAUGAUUGCUAUGUGCUCCAUUGCCCCCAUUCCAGUUGUGGCUAUUGCACAAAUACUGAAAGCUGAAGGAACUUUCAAAGAAAGACUUAUUUCUUGUCUACGACCAGCUCCAGAAUGGGGUCCUGCCUUAGAAGAACACAGAAUUUUAUAUAAGAAGAGUCUUAGUUUAGUAUCAAGUCGUUUUCCUCAAAGGCAUGUCUCAGGUUUGGGUCACAGUGCAAGCAAAUCUCAAAUGAAUGAUGGAGAACUGUGUGCAGUGCAGACAGAAAAUCUGUUACUGCAGUCUGAGAGUGCUGUAUAAAAAGUUGAAUAUGUAGAAACUCAAAUUAUUUGAAGCUUCUUUCUUAAGAGCUGUCUGUGAUUCUGAGCCAAUAAAACCCUUUGGGUUUAAGGUGGCUGUAGUUUUGAGGACAAAAUAUUGCACAAAUUGUUUAAUGCAUUUUGCAUUGGACGUUUAGCCCAGUGAGGGAAGUAUUUGUCUGAUACUCAGGCUUGAAAAAGAGUAACUCCUUAUAAAAACGUAGAGGACUGAACGUUAUGUUUGAUUUGUCAUUUCAAUUGUAUUCCUUUUAAAUACCUUCGAGACCAAUAAGAUAUCUUUGGAUAUUCAGUGUUCAUAAAUCAUAGUAUUAAAAUUUCUCACUUUUUAAGUAUAUAAAUUGUGAUAAACUAUUCCCAGUUUUGAUAUACUAGAUUAAAAAAAAACAACUGGGUGUCAGUUUUUUACAUUCUUUUAAAAUUUAAUUGGUGAUAUAACAUUACAUGAAACUCAAAAUACAAAAAAUUAAGAGUCUAAACUUAUAUUUUCUUAGAUAAUGUGUUACUGUUUUUACGAACCAUUUUGUAGGUAAAAUUAAGUUUAUAAUUUUUGUAUUUAUGUCCUGUAGUAAGGAAUAGGUAUCUAUUUUUCUGCCUUUAUUUAAAAACAAAUAUGAAACUUUAUUUGCUUUAUUAUUAUUAUUUUCUUUACUUUAAUAUUAUUUGUCUCUUUUCAAAAGAAGCCUUUUUAAAUUUUAAUAGUAAAAAAAAUAACAUGUUACUGGAUGAGAACUGUUUAUAAUAGUAUUAUAUGAGUGAGAUGUAUUUGUAACAGUUCAUAUUUUUAGAUGAACGAUUGUCUUUUUUAUAGUUCCUGAAACUCAUUGCAAAUUUAUUUGUUUGAGUUUUAUUUAGUGUCAACAUUUUAAGUUUGUUUCAGAUUGCCUUCUGCUUAGUGCAUACAUGAUUGAGUUUUCCUUCAUUUUUUAUUACUCUAAUUUGUAAUUUAUUAUCCUAAUAGUUGUAAUUCUAUUUAAUUGAGUAAAAAUAAAAAUCCUUGAAAUUUUAUAUUCUCAAUGAAAUACAGGGACAACUAUUUUUGGCUGUAUUUGCUCCUGCAAUUGCUAAUUUUAAAUUAGUUUGUGAGGAAAUUCACUUCUUUCAAAAUAAGUAAAUUUUGCAAGUUGUUUUACUAAUGUAGUGUAUUUUAAUCCCUUGUGUGUGAAUAUUUUUAUCUGGUUAUUUCUUUUGCAGUGGAGAAAUCAAAUUUUUUCCCAAAUAUUAAUUUUUCAAAUUUUAUUUUAUAAGAAAUAUACCAGUAAGCAAUAUUCAGUAAGCAAUCUGAAAAUUCACUAUCAUUUUUCAUUAUUUUGUUUGUGAUUUUUUUAUAAGUUAUGUUUGACAGUUUACCGAUUUCUCCAUUUUCAUACAAUUUUCCUCCUUUAAAUAACAAAGUAAUAUUUUUUUUUGGUAUAGGUUAUAAUUUUAAAAAAUUGGUUGUAUCAAGUAAAGUUAAAACAAAUUAAUUCAAAAUUUUAUUUAAUUAGUUAAUUUUCUGCUGCUCAAUCUACAUGUUUCUUGGAUGGAAUUAAUUGUACUUUUAUGUAAACGCUUAAGCCACUACUUAACUGUUUAAAAAUGUUCCCUUCUGUCACAGGAUAUUGUGCUUCUAAAAAAAUUUCCCUUCUGUCCCCAAGGUACUGUGCUAUUAAAAAUGUUUUCCUUCUGUCACCAGGUAAUAAGCUCACUUAUUCUGAGACUUGUUUUAUUCAUUUCUGUACAUUCCUUUCAAACAUUUUUGUGCAGUUAACUUCCUGUAUAAGCUAUUCAACUUAUUUUUUUAAGAUGUGCUUGCAUAAGUUAUAUAUGAAAAUUCAUCCAAUAAAAUGUUUUGACUUUAA
This is a messenger RNA of Stegodyphus dumicola, 3944 nucleotides long. RefSeq names its product sodium- and chloride-dependent glycine transporter 1-like. Gene Ontology annotation, biological process: sodium ion transmembrane transport; nitrogen compound transport; amino acid import across plasma membrane. The record is from RefSeq and is a predicted model, not a curated record. NCBI's taxonomy places the organism in Eukaryota, Metazoa, Arthropoda, Arachnida, Araneae, Eresidae. Gene Ontology annotation, cellular component: plasma membrane. Gene Ontology annotation, molecular function: amino acid:sodium symporter activity.